This is a messenger RNA of Drosophila kikkawai, 339 nucleotides long. RefSeq lists its product as uncharacterized. Lineage: Eukaryota; Metazoa; Arthropoda; Insecta; Diptera; Drosophilidae. The record is from RefSeq and is a predicted model, not a curated record.
AUGAUUGCCUCCUUUUUCGUCAUUGAAAAAGGGAAGCAGUCAUUGCUGGGAAGAGAAACGGCCAUUAAGUUGAAUGUACUACGGCUGGAACUGCAGGUGAACCAUAUCCAGGAGGUAUCAGUUUUUCCGAAGUGGAAGGGGGACAGAGUCAAAUUGGCAAUAAAUCAUAACAUAAAGCCAGUACAACAACCCAUGCGAAGGAUACCAGUCGCGCUGAAAGUCAAGGUUCGCGAUAAAAUCCAGGAUGCACUGAAACGAGAUAUCAUUGAACCUGUAAAUGGACCCAGUGCCUGGAUUUCGCCAAUGGUUCUGGUUUUUAAAGAGAAUGGGGACAUCUGA